Haliotis rubra (blacklip abalone) is the source of this 618-nucleotide messenger RNA. Its product is annotated as fibronectin type 3 and ankyrin repeat domains protein 1-like. NCBI's taxonomy places the organism in Eukaryota, Metazoa, Mollusca, Gastropoda, Lepetellida, Haliotidae. The coding region runs from base 1 to 618 and encodes 205 amino acids. The transcript is spliced from 2 exons. The record is from RefSeq and is a predicted model, not a curated record. Gene Ontology annotation, molecular function: protein binding; oxidoreductase activity.
AUGGCCUCUCAGGAAGCACUACCACUGUGUGACCUCCACAACGCCUCAAAGAUCGGGGACUUAUCAAGGGUGAACGUCAUCUUGUCCCAGGGACGGGCCAACAUAGACUGUCAAGAGUGGAUUGGUAGAACACCCGUGAUAUGGGCGGCUCUUAAGGGAUAUAGAGAAGUGGUUGAGUUACUUGUGACUAAAGGAGCCAACGUGAAACUUACUGAUAGAUUCGGUAUCAACAUCCUUCACUCAGCCUGUCUAGGAGGAGAUGUAGAUGUGGUGAAGUAUUUCCACUCACAUGACAUGGCGGACAUCGAUAGUAGAGCACAGUGCAAAAGAACACCUAUGAUGCUGGCAGCAGAGAACGGACAUAAAGAAGUCGUAGAGUUACUUGUGGGUGAAGGAGCUGACAUGUCACUUGUGGAUAAACAACAUGAUAACAUCUUUAACUGUGCCAUUAGGGGAGGACAUGUGAAGGUAAUGAAGCACAUUGUCUCACAGAACAAGGUGGGCAUCAACAGUAGAGGAUGGAAGAAGAAGACACCAGUGAUGGUGGCAGCAGAAAUGGGGGGAAAGGAUGUGGUGGAGUUUCUCAUGGAACUUGGAGCUGAUUUGUCACUCGUAUGA